AUGACCUUGACGAGGCAUGGCCGAUCGGCCCAUAUGAGUGCAACACUACAACUCUUGGGACAUGUGCAUGAUUUGAGGAACAGGAAGCGAAGUCUUGAGCUCAAUGGCAAUAACCUCGAUAUUGCUUCUAUCGUGGCUGUCGCCCGUCAUGGAGUCGAGCCCACUAUCAGCACGGACGAACUGCUUUCCAAGCGGCUUGAGAUCUCGGUUGACACUCUAGCCGAUGUCAUCUCUCAGAAAUGUGUCAUCUACGGCGUCAACACUGGUUUCGGUGGCAGUGCUGAUACAAGAACCAACGAACUCAUCGACCUGCAGACCCAUCUUCUGCAAUUUAUCCAAAGUGGAAUCAUCACGGCCGCUGACAAGGAUCCGGCCAGCAACUCGGAGCGGGAACCAUCCCACGUCAUGCCUCUCGCCUGGGCUCGUGCCGCCAUUGUGGCCAGAGCAAAUCAGAAUCUCAGGGGUCACAGUGCCAUCCGCAAGUGCGUGCUCAACAGUCUGGUUGACCUGCUGCACAACGGCAUUACUCCCCUAAUUCCACUUAGGGGCACCAUUUCUGCAUCUGGAGAUCUUAUGCCUAUGGCAUACAUUGCUGGAGCAAUUAUGGGCAACCCAGAUGUCUUUGUCCAGGUGGGUAAGGGUGCACAAGCCACAAUUAUGCCAUCCUCUGUGGCCUUGAAAAUGAGCGGGCUCUCCCCAACGGGACUCGGUCCGAAGGAGGGACUUGGGCUUAUUAAUGGAACUGCUCCUUCUGUGGCAGUAGCAAGCUUGGCAUUGUAUGAUACGCAGCAGCUCGCGUUGUUAUCACAAAUGCUGACGGCUUUCGCUUCGGAAUGCUUGGCCGGGAAUGUAGAAUGGGUCCAUCCCUUCAUUCACGCGACUCGACCUCACGCCGGGCAAAUUGAGGUGGCAGGCAAUAUCCGGCGCUUCUUGAAAGGCUCCAAGUUUGUUGUUGGUUUGGAGUCGCACCAGGCAUCUGGUGACGGACUCUGCCAAGAUCGGUAUUCGACAAGAACAGCUCCUCAAUGGAUUGGACCUUAUAUCGAGGACCUUCUUCUAGCGCAACAUCAGCUCGAAGUGGAACUCAAUUCUACAUCAGAUAACCCUCUGGUGGACGCAAGCAAGCAAGACGAUGGCUCUAAUGGAAGAGUGUACUCUGGCGGAAAUUUCCAAGCAGCUGCUGUCACGUCGGCUAUGGAUAAGGCUCGAUUGGCCAUUCAGAUGAUCGGACGAAUGCUUUGGUCCCAGGUUACUGAGAUGAUCAACCCUGCUACAAAUAAUGGACUCGAGGCCAACCUUAAUGCCACCGCAUCAGAGAACUUCACCAUGAAGGGAAUCGACAUAAACAUGUCAGCGUAUAUGUCUGAGUUGGCGGCCCUGGCACACCCCGUCUCUGCCCACGUUAUGUCCGCUGAGAUGCACAAUCAGGGUAUCAACUCCCUUGCAUUGAUUUCAGCUCGACGAACUAUGGAGGCUGCAGAUCUGUUAGCACAUAUGAGUGCUUGCCAUAUAUAUGUCUCAUGUCAGGGUGUCGAAAUCAGAGCAAACCACAAUCGAUUCCUUUUAACACUUCGCACCAAGAUGGAAGACUUCACCCCAAGCGGAGCCUUGUAUGGACUCGGAUUGGAGGGUUCGCAGGUUGAGACGCUAUGCGCGUCACUUCUGCCCAUUGUCCAGUCGAGCUGGUAUCGCGCUAAUUCCAAUACUUGGAAAGACCGUGUCUUAUCUGUUGUUGAUGCUGUUAUGUCGUCAGUGAACGUAUUCGUGGCAACUCACAACCCUGAUUGUUCAGUUUCCACUAUCAUCGCGUUUAAGAAGAAAUUUGAGAGCGUCGUGUCCAGCACAGCAGAGGAAAUGUUUUAUCCCGGCCCGACUAUUUCCCCCGAGCAGGUGACCGCACAGCUUGGUAGGGGGACUGCGCAAAUCUAUACCUGGGUACGCUCGAAUCUGAACAUCCCUAUGAACUGUGGGCUCCAAGACGAUCCUUUAUAUAACGCUCAGAAGGGGCUUCCCACAAAGGGAAAAAGAGUAUUGGAAGCUCAGUAA
Molecule: messenger RNA, 2046 nt
Organism: Penicillium crustosum
Lineage: Eukaryota; Fungi; Ascomycota; Eurotiomycetes; Eurotiales; Aspergillaceae
Product: aromatic amino acid ammonia-lyase
Exons: 1
Coding region: 1-2046 (681 amino acids)
Biological process (GO): L-phenylalanine catabolic process
Cellular component (GO): cytoplasm
Molecular function (GO): ammonia-lyase activity
Source: RefSeq, a predicted model, not a curated record